AUGAAUCCUUUACAUACACCAGAACUAAGUUCCACCUCACAGUUUGGAGACAGCACUUCAUCUUCAUCAUCCUCGAAGGGAAGAAAGUGGACACAAAAGUUUAACGUCUUUCAAUCUUCUAGUGAAAAAAAGAAAAAAAGUUCAUCUAGUUCACCAUUAUCACAUAACUUGACAAGAUCUAUCAGUACAGAAUUUAGUUUUCAAAGAUCAAAAACAGAUUCAAGUGGUAUUUCUACCCAAAUAAUCUCAUCUCCUAUAGGGGUCCGUCCUUUGACAAACAAUUUUAAUAAUAGCAUUAGUAAUAAUAAUUCUAGUUAUAACCUCUCUCCUACUUCCACAACUAAUUCAAGAAUUUCUUCUCCUAAUCUACUACCCUUAAGAACUUCACCGGUCCAUUCAGAGGGACACAGAAUUUCAUCUCAAGUUAAUCCUACUCCUGGUCGCAAUAAUAGCAUUGCAAAUAAGCCAAUCGUCACCAAAAAAUUGAUAACAGAUCAUCCUCAGUUUAUUACAAGGAGUGAUUCUAUGUUACUUCUAAGGAACAAUUCAUAUUCACCUACACAAGGUAGGUUUGGAUCUACCAAAAAAUCAUUUACCAAUGAAGUUUGCACACUUUGUGAAGAACCUGUCACAAGUAGGGCUAGAGGUGAAAAAAUAAUUGAACUGGAAUGUGGACAUUUAAUACAUAAUGAAUGCUUAUCUUCUAUUUGUGAGGAUUCAGUAAAUACAGAUACAUCUGAUAUUUAUUCUAUUUUUCCAGAUUGCACUAAAUGCAAAUAUGAAAGAAACGUUGAGAUGAAAUGCAUUCCCAAAGAUAAUGAUACAAAGGAUUCACUAAUAUCUAACUUUUUAAUUAAACAAAACUCAUUUUCCAGAAAUGCAUCUCCUCUAGCAUCACUGAAUUAUUCACCAAAUAUCAAUACUAUCACACAUUCUCCAUUUGCAUCUCGUUCUCAAAACAUAACCCCAAAAUCUCCACCUCUUGCUCCUAAUAACCGAAUAAUGGCUCAAACUAUAACUAGGUCGCGAAGUCCUACGUAUCUCCAUGCACCUCGUCUUCAAUCAUCUAUUCCAUUUAACAUCUCAAAUAAUAGCCAUCUUUCUAGAUCAUCUAGUAAAGGCCAAAGAAUUCCAAAUUCUAGGGAAUUUACUCCAGUAAGUGGUAGAAGAGGGAGUAAUUAUUCGUUAGCUAAAUCUGUAUUAUCAUCUACUAGUAUACCACCAAGAUCCCUAAGAAGGGAAAAAAGCCGAUCUAUUGAUACUAAACACUCCAAAAUUAAAAUACCAUUAGCUCUUCUGAGAUCUUAUUACAUUCAAUUCUUAUCAAAUAAUUUUUCCGCUAUAAUAUCUGAUUGGGAAAUAGAUCAAAAAUUUGGAUUACUUCGACUAGUUGAUAAAUUACAGAUUUCCAUUGAUGAUCAGAUAUAUGUGAUUGGUUUAUGCUUUCUUUUUGAAAAAACAUUAAUUACAACAGAAUUAAUUAACGACCAAGAUGAUCCUUCAACAAUAACUGAAGAUUCCAUUAUCAAUUAUCAAUUGAAAAAUAUCAAAAUAUAUCAUCUUGUAGAAGAUAAUAAAAUCGAAACAAUUAAAUCUUCAGGUUUAAAAUGCACUAUUAAUUCACAAAAAAUUUAUUUAAACGAAUCUUCUAAAACAGACUCCAGCGAAGUAAUUCAAAAAUGGAUUUCAGCUCUAUUAGAUCAUAAUAUCUGUUUUACUGAAGAAAGUUUUAGUUCUACAUUACCAGUACCAUCCGUGAUACAAAAUUUUGACGAAUGUAACCCAGAUUCAAAUACUAUUUCUGGUAUAUUGAAUCCUAAUAAAGUUAUACAAGUUCAAAAUAUGGACGAUAAGCAUAAUAGCGUUUUAAUUAGGAGAGGAUUUAAUUUAGAAGGAAAUUCUAAUACAAUUCAAAUGACAGAUAUCGGCACACUACAAUCAAUUGUUACAAAUGUUAGUUUAAUGGUAUCAUUAAAGAGAGAUUGCCCAGAAAAGAUGGUUCUAGUUUUGCAAUUAAAAGACAAUACUAUUCCACAAGAAACUUCAAGACUUAUAUUCAAUACUAUAUUUGCAGUUCGAUCAAGGCUUUCAAAAAUGCAAAUUACUAUAGUAAAUGAAGAUGCAAUGGUCAUCUAUUUCGGGGAGUUUUUAGAUAAGUUGGAUGAAUUCAAUAAGCUUUUAGUAAAGGACUCUUCUAAUAAUAUAAAAUUCUCACCAAGCUGGCUGAAGAAGCAGUUAAAUUUGAGCGCUGGUAGUACAGAUAAUACUGCAAUUGCUAUAGUUUCUGAAGCUGCAAUGAAAAAGGGGAGUUCAUGCCUAUUAAUGGAUUAUUCGCCAUUUGCAGCAAAAGGAAAACGAAUAGCAAAUGAGGUUAAAAUAAAGGUUGGUUACUUAAAUGUAGACUACACAGAUCAGAUUACAGAAUUGGUAGAAGUAGGUGGUUGGAAAUUUGUACUUGAAAUGUUAUGCUAUAGUUUUAGUUUAAACUUUGAAGAUGACGAUGAUGAAAGUUAUUCAGAAGUAGACAGUGACAUAGAUUCCAAAGUCUCAAUAGUCCGUACUCUACCUGAAACAAAUAUUGGUGAUGAGAAUGAUUCAAAAUCACCAACCGAAACCAUUUCUACAGCUACUAUCAUUGAUGUAGAAUCUCCUGAUACAGAGUCUGAUAACGUUCCACAAAUAGCAACCUCCCCUCGUAGUGUUACAAGCAGUAAAAAUAUAGGAGAAAUAAUUCUGGAUAUUGAUGGAUUUGAUUCCCCGAUAAUACCUAAGAACCAAAUUUCCACUCCCGUUGGGCUGGGACAUCUUUUGAAAGAUAUUGAAAAAGUUAUAGAUUCAAUGCAGGAUCAAGGCUCUUCCAAUUCAAUUGAAGAACACAAUUAUCUUCCUGUUAUGAAAUAUGAAUAUAUGUAG
Henningerozyma blattae CBS 6284 is the source of this 2913-nucleotide messenger RNA. RefSeq names its product Ste5p (gene STE5). NCBI's taxonomy places the organism in Eukaryota, Fungi, Ascomycota, Saccharomycetes, Saccharomycetales, Saccharomycetaceae. Bases 1 to 2913 code for a protein of 970 amino acids. The transcript has a single exon. The record is from RefSeq and is a predicted model, not a curated record.